AUGGGCCGAGAGGGCCCCCGGGAUGGAGUCAGGGCCGAGAAUUACGAAAAGUUCCGCGAGGCGUUUUCGGAGAUCUUGAUAGAACAACUGUCUUCGCCUCAGAAGAAGAAGAAACCGCAUAGGCGCGGCUCGAAAAGGUCAAGGGCGCCCGUAGCGGCCAUCGGCGGGCUCCCCCCGCCGGCCGCGCCGGAGGCAGGUCCCGCGGAUGAUGACGACGCCGCGGACCUGGCCGAUUUCAUCGACUACGUCGCCUCCGAGGCCUUUGACGACCUGCCCGCGGACCUGCAGGACCUCACGCACCAGGCCUGGGCCGACAACGCCGACGCGCUGCAGACCCGCUACGACCCGGCCACUCUCACCGGCGCGCGGGUCGCCGAGGCCAUCCUGCCCGCCGCGCUGGACCCGUCCGUCGCCGACUCGCUGCGCACCUACGGCCUGGCCGACGAGGCCACGCGGGGCGUCGACGAGCUCCUGGCCUCGGCCCUGUCGGCGUACGUAGCCCGCGCCAGCGCCGCGCCUCCCGCGCCCCGGUCGGCGGCCGGCCGGGCCGACGCGUGCGAGAUCUGCGGCCGGGACUGGGUCGCCCUGACGUACCACCACCUGGUCCCGCGGCUCGUGCACGACAAGGCCGUCCGCAGGCGGUGGAGGCGCGCCGACGAGCUGCAGAGCGUGGCGUGGCUCUGCGGCGCGUGCCACGCCGCCGUGCACCGGUUCGCGGGCCACGAGGACCUCGCGCGCCGGUACUACACGGUCGAGCUGCUGCUGGAGCAGGACGAGAUCCGCAGGUUCGCGGCGUGGGUUGGCCGGGUGCGCUGGAAGAAGAGGUAG
Molecule: messenger RNA, 828 nt
Organism: Thyridium curvatum
Lineage: Eukaryota; Fungi; Ascomycota; Sordariomycetes; Thyridiales; Thyridiaceae
Exons: 1
Coding region: 1-828 (275 amino acids)
Source: RefSeq, a predicted model, not a curated record